UCUGUUUGUCACAAAAAAGAAUAGCAAAUAAAUAGCAAACUAUACACAUGUCGCUGGUUGUAUUCCAAAACGGAUUAUGUCGAAUACUAUAAAUGAAACAGGUCAAAGGAAGCUAGAUCAGCUUUUCGUGAAAGCAAUCCAACAAUGCCAAGCUGACAAAUUAGUCGAAGCUAUAUCGAAAGGAGUGGACCCCAACAUAGAAGUGUACCAUGGUCAAGCUGCUCUUCAUGUGGUAUCAGAAGGAGACAACAUGUCGCUUUUCAAUAUCCUGAUUAAACAUCCCAAUAUAAACAUAGAGAUUAGGAAUUUCGAAGGAUUCACCCCGCUGAUGGUGGCCACUAUAAAUUCCAGGAGAGACAUGGUUUUGGGGCUGUUGAGGAAAGGCGCCGACCCCAACGCGGCCAGUGCGCUUGGCAACCGCGCUUUGCAUUUUGCGUGCCGCCUCAGCCACAUGGGCAUCGUCUUCGAUCUGAUCACCAACGGCGGGCAAGUGAACGGCCUGUCCAAUUGCUUCGACGUGACGCCACUGGCCAUCGCCGCGAUUGACUCGCCGUCUAUGAUCAUCACACGGUACCUGCUGAGGAAGGGGGCCGUGCUGAGUGGGUCGAAGCAGUUCCCCUUGUUGUUAGAAUGUGCUCUUGCUUGCAACAACGAACGGCGUCUGGCCACUUUGAGGAUCCUUAUCGACUACGGAAUGGAUAUAAAUCAAGUGCAUCCCAUGGAAAAAAGGAAUUGUCUCCAUUACGCAGCCAUCAGUGGAUACACACCUUUGGCUGAAUAUUUACUAUCUGAAGGUGCAGAUUUGGAUGCAAUAGACGCUACUGGACGUACGCCAUUGGAAAUAGCACGUGAUCACCAGAACAGUGACGUCGUUUGGGCGUUGAAGCAUUGGCGUAGAAGAAAAAAAAUCAAUUUUGCCGACCAAAAAGCUAUUAUAGAGGUGCUAAGCUCAAGCAUUGAGAACAUGAAAGGAACAACAUCCAAAACGAAGAACUGACGAUUGAAAUGUCAUGAAAACUAUGACUUCAGUAUCAUUGUGUAAUAAUAUAGUAUAAUAUUCCUGCAGUAAUUCAUUAAUAACCUCUUAGUACAGAAGCAGUGAUGUUAUUUAUUAUUUUAUCGUGCGGUGUCUCAAGAAUUUCUUGUAUACUGAGAGAAUCUCGUAUUCAGCACAAAAGAGGUGAAAUAUCUUGUCUGGCAUUUUCAUAUUAUUAUUUAAAUUUUCA
This is a messenger RNA of Phaedon cochleariae (mustard beetle), 1226 nucleotides long. NCBI's taxonomy places the organism in Eukaryota, Metazoa, Arthropoda, Insecta, Coleoptera, Chrysomelidae. The record is from the annotation of a GenBank genome assembly.